AUGAAGAUAGAGAAAGCAAAUGCGGGGGUCCUUACAAACUUUGAAGUUCUAGACUUCUUGCGGUCUAGAGGUGCCAAAACCGACCCCAUGGGAUGUUUGGGGGCUGUCACUGCAUCAGAGUGUAAGGUGUAUGAGUACCUCUUAAAAACCCCUGCUUGUAACCAGACAAGGGAAUCAGUUUUUGAAUUUGUGAAGAGAAGUGAGGGUUUCAGGCUUGCAGAUGCUGAUAAGCUAAAUGUGAUAAACUGGAGGCCGUCCUCAGCUGCUGAUGCUUAUGCGAUGAUAGAAGAAUGUGGGAGACGAUUUUCCAGGGACGAGCGAGGAGAUGUACGUGACGAAGAUGAAUGGGUCCAGGAGUUUUUGGAGAUAGUGAAGGAAGCUUUGCCACCACCCCCUCCCAAGGCAGAGGCUGUGCAGGAGUGA
Molecule: messenger RNA, 423 nt
Organism: Miscanthus lutarioriparius
Lineage: Eukaryota; Viridiplantae; Streptophyta; Magnoliopsida; Poales; Poaceae
Source: the annotation of a GenBank genome assembly